AAUAAAGGCCUUGAAUCCUUGAAUUCUUGAAGAAGUUGAACUUUUUCCGGUUGGAGUGUGGCGUCUCCCACAUUCCUGUCGAGCCGGUGAACGCACCACUUUAGGUGUCCUUCCCACUGCCUGCAGAGAAACCGUAAAUGUCACUAUCGGCAGCGCCGCUUCUGCCCUCCAAUGCUGGACUUAUUCCCCACAUGCUGAGUUUCGGCGUGUCCCAGCCUGCACGUCCUUUUAAUGCCCCUCUGACCCGCGCUGCGUCCGUCGUCUCUGUUCGGUGUCUGUAAGCGUUCGCCGCAGCCAUGGAGUGUCGCGUCUUGUCCAUUCAGAGUCAUGUUGUCAGGGGAUACGUCGGGAACAAGUCGGCAACGUUCCCGCUGCAGGUGCUGGGCUUUGAAGUGGACUCCAUCAACUCUGUGCAGUUCUCCAAUCACACAGGUUAUGCCCACUGGAAAGGACAGGUGCUGACAGCAGAGGAGCUGAACGUGCUGUAUGAGGGCAUCAAGCUCAACAAGGUGAACCACUAUGACUACAUCCUCACAGGGUACAGCAGGGACACAUCCUUCCUGGAGAUGGUGGUUGAUAUUAUUCAGGAGCUGAAGAAGGCCAACCCCAGCUUGGUGUACGUUUGUGAUCCUGUUAUGGGAGACCAAGGUGCUAUGUACGUUCCAGAGAACCUGCUGCCAGUCUACAAGGACAAAGUAGUGCCUUUGGCCGACAUCCUCACCCCGAACCAAUUUGAGGCCGAGCUGUUAACUGGGAGGAAAAUCAACACAGAGGAAGAUGCUGUUGAGGUGAUGGACCUGCUUCAUAAAAUGGGUCCAGAGACUGUGGUCCUCACCAGCACAGACCUACCCUCCAAACAUGGGGACCAGUUCCUGGUGGCGCUUGGGAGCCAAAGAACAAAAAAAGCAGAUGGGACCAACACGAACCAGAAAAUCUGCAUGGACAUCCCCAAAGUGGACGCUGUGUUUGUGGGAACAGGAGACCUGUUUGCUGCCAUGUUGUUAGCCUGGACUCACCAUCACCCCAAGGACCUGAAGGCUGCUUGUGAAAAGACUGUCUCAGUCAUGCACCACGUCAUUAAGAGGACCAUGACUUAUGCCAACGAGAUGGCUGGCCCCGGGAACAGGCCCAGUCCUGCACAGCUGGAGCUGAGGAUGGUUCAGAGCAAAGCCGACAUCGAGAACCCGGCCGUCGUCGUGCACGCUAAAGUUUUACAAAAGUCUUCAUAACGAAGACGGUAACGUUUCUGUGAACGUUCGCAUCGUGCUGGUUCAGAUCUGCUUCUCGUCCGGGCAGUGUGCCAGACACAUGUAGGAUUUUCACGUGUCUCUGCCUUACAGAACCUCUGAGGGAGUCCAACUAUGUCUUCAGAAGUGGUCAACAGGAUUUGUUGUCUGUACGUUUCUGCUCACAAACACACUGGUAUCACUGCCAUAUGUGUCUGUACUAUGGCCUGUGUAGGCAUCCUCUGCCCUCGAUUCAAAACAACAACAACAAAAAAAAGGACAUCAGCCAACUAUGUUUAGGUUUAAGAUAGUGUAAAUGUACUUGAAGCCUCCUUAGCAGAUUGAAAAUAAGUUCUUGCUGUAAAACAACUCAUUCCAGUUAGGAUGACUAGAAACCAGUAACGUAUGCAUGAACACGCCUCUACUUGUUUUAAGUCAGGACGCAUCACACGUACUUCAAGUGUGCCACUCACAAGGCAUUAUAAGCACAUCAACAUACUGUCUGUAACUCAAUGAAAACAUACCGGCUGAGGCCACAACAUAUUCAUAUUUUUCUGAAAUGAAUGCAUGCAAUGUGCUUAAAAUGCACUUGGGUGUUUUAUCACUUCCAGUAAAGUGUCACACACGUUCACACUGGAUGCAUUAGAAGUGCUGAGAUGUUUAAAUAUGUCGACAUCUUAUGCAAUUAACAUGCAGUCUAGUUUCAUUUUUCCAUUUUGCUUUGAUUAGUUUUAUUUUCGACGAACUUUAAUGAUAAUCGUGAUAAUAGCUGAUGUCAAAAAUUCUUCUUUUAAUCAAUUUUCUGAGAAGGUUUUUCACCUCGUUGUUUUUAAUUAUGCAACGCUUUCUUGAACUAGCAAGUGUUAGAUCCAUGUCUUAACAUCUCAAAUUGAGGUAUUUGCACAGAUAAUCUUUAAUAUAUUUACUAAUGAUCAUUGUUUUCAGUCUUGACUGUUGUCAUAUCUCAAAGAAAAGAGUCUGGAGACCACGCUGUAUAAUAGCCUUAACGGGGUUAGGAAGGCUACAAGCAUCGGUUGUGAAUGUUUUUAUUUUUCUUCUUUGUGCUAAUAACUGAUCCUCACACAUAAUGUUAGAACGUCAAGUGCCAAACCUGGAGCUACUGCUCUGCUGUGGAGCAAUAGAAGAACAGAAAUAAUAAAUUAUUAAUCUUUUACUGAAA
This is a messenger RNA of Stegastes partitus (bicolor damselfish), 2406 nucleotides long. Its product is annotated as pyridoxal kinase-like. Gene Ontology annotation, biological process: pyridoxal 5'-phosphate salvage. The record is from RefSeq and is a predicted model, not a curated record. Lineage: Eukaryota; Metazoa; Chordata; Actinopteri; Pomacentridae. The transcript is spliced from 11 exons. Gene Ontology annotation, cellular component: cytosol. Gene Ontology annotation, molecular function: pyridoxal kinase activity. The coding region runs from base 297 to 1229 and encodes 310 amino acids.